AUGGCCCUGAGGAUGCUCUGGGCAAGACAGGCCCAGGGGCCCCUGGGAGGCCAGGGGGUCCUCUGCUUGCUGAUCUCACUGCUCCUCCAGCACCCAGGAGUCCACAGCAAGUGCUACUUCCAGGCGCAAGCCCCCUGCCAGUAUGAGGGGAAAUAUUUUACCCUGGGCGAAUCCUGGCUCGGCAAGGACUGUUUCCACUGCACCUGUCUGCACCCGGUCGGCGUGGGCUGCUGUGACAUAUCCCAGCACCCCAUCGACUUCCCUGCUGGAUGUGAGGUGCGUCAAGAGGCAGGAACCUGCCAAUUCUCCCUGGUGCAAAAGGCGGACCCUCGGCUGCCCUGCAAAGGGGGCGGGCCCAACCCAGAGUGGGGCUCGGCUAACAAUCCUGAUCCCGGGGCUCCUGCCCUUCCCCGCUCCAGCUAGACUCCACAGAGCCCCCUUCUGCUGACGCCCCACUGCUACUGCUGCCACUUCCAGAGAGACCACUAGCAGCUGCCAGUUGUUCCUGA
This is a messenger RNA of Echinops telfairi (small Madagascar hedgehog), 509 nucleotides long. It is a transcript of the gene MSMP, whose product is annotated as microseminoprotein, prostate associated. NCBI's taxonomy places the organism in Eukaryota, Metazoa, Chordata, Mammalia, Afrosoricida, Tenrecidae. The record is from RefSeq and is a predicted model, not a curated record. The transcript is spliced from 3 exons. The coding region runs from base 1 to 423 and encodes 140 amino acids.